CAUAACAGUUAUCGGUUGAUUUGAUUGAAAAGGAAAACAGAGUUCAAAUUAGGAAAAAUGCAAGCUUUACGAAAUCCAGUCGUUGUAGUCCUUGGAGCAACAGGAGCUGGGAAGUCAAGACUCGCUCUAGAACUAGGAAAGAGAUUCAACGGGGAGAUUAUCAGCGCAGACUCGAUGCAGGUGUAUAAAGGCCUGGACAUCAUAACAAAUAAAGUUACACCAGAGGAACAAGAGCAGUGCCCCCACCAUGCACUUGGUAUGGUCCAACCCCUACAGCGCUUCACUGUAGUUGACUUCAGGAAUCGGGUGAUUCCACUCAUAGAUGGGUUGCUUAGCAGGGGAAGAAUACCCAUAAUCGUUGGAGGGACCAAUUACUACAUCGAAGCCUUGCUGUGGAAAGUCUUGCUAACAAAUGAGGAGAGCAGCAGUUCCGAAAGUCUUAUGUUUGAAACCAGAGGUGAAGUGGAGAAAUUGAGACUCAGACUAAAAAAUGUACAAGAUAAGCCGUCUCAAAGUAACUUACAAGGGACUUGUUCUAAUGAAAGAACUCCUUCUGAGUCAUCAAAAACAACCCUAGAGUCACAUAGCAAAAUUGAAGUACAACAGGAUCUACAAAUUGAUAGGCUUCAUGCAAAAGAGUCCAUUGUGACAGCCAGCCAAUCAGAACAUGCCUUUCAUCAUGAAUGUGAAGGUUCUGACCAAUCAGAGAUGGAGAUCAAUAAAUCCUUGGAUGGUAGCCAAUCACGAGGUAGGACAGAGAUGACAUCAAACCAAUCAGAAUCAAGAUUACAACAAGUCAACAUGAGCUCUGACCAAUCACAUGUCUCGGUUCCAAAUAGCAGCUUGUCUGAUGAAGACAAAUCAUUGGAAUCUUCGGAUGAAAUUCCAUCCACCCUAAAUGUUUGUCACGAUGGGAGUGGUUCAGAAGAUAUGGUCGAUGGAGUUAUUGAUGUGAACGUCACUGAAAUGGAGAGUAGCGAGCUUCAUGGUCUUCUUCGGGAGGUUGAUCCACAGAUGGCUGAUAAAUUACACCCCAACAACAGGAGAAAAAUUAUCAGGAGCCUCCAGGUGUAUGAGCAGCAUGGUGUAUGCCACAGUGAUCUUCUGAGAGAGCAGAGAGACCAGGUAGGGGGCAGCCAUCUUGGUGGUCCGCUCAGGUACCAAGACUCCUGUGUCUUCUGGGUUCAAACAGAACAGACAGUCUUAGAUACAAGGCUGGACAAGAGAGUGGAUGGUAUGAUGAAUGAUGGGCUGGUGAAGGAACUGGAAGAUUUCCACAAAGAGUACAAUGAGCGGAGACUAGCUGGCAAUAUUAAGGAGGAGGAGCUUUAUACCCAAGGCAUCUUCCAGUCAAUAGGUUUCAAGGAGUUCCACCCAUAUCUCGUCAUCAGCGAGGACGGGAAGAAGAGCGACGAGGGUCAAAGGUCACUGGAGGAAAGCAUCGAGAGGCUCAAGAAGGCAACCAGGCAGUAUGCUCGCAGACAACUCAAGUGGAUCAGGAACAGAUUUUUAAAAAGAGGCAGCAACUGUCCAGGUGUGUAUGGGUUAGACUCGACCAAACCUCAAGAAUGGGACCAGAACGUUUUGGAGCCAGCGGCCAGGAUUCUAGAAGCAGUCAUAGAGGGUAAGGAUCCGCCGAUUUCACCACUCCAAUGCGAAGAGCGGCAGGGGAAAGACCUCUCCCAGACCUUUGUGUGUGAUGUCUGCAUGGGGAGACAGUUUGUUGGUCAGCAGCAGUGGACAGCUCAUCUUAAGUCGAGAAGACAUCAGAAACAAGCGAGAAAGAGAAGACUGAGAGAACUGAUGGAGAAAGAGAGUACAAAGAGACAAGCAGCAGCAUCAUCAUCAUCAUCAUCAUCAUCAUCUAUCACACAGACAGGAACCCCAACACACCAACAAGAGGCAGGAUUCAGUAUUGGUGACACCAAAGGUGAAAUUAGUUAACUUGAGCUAAUGUGCAAUAAGUUCUUGAUGAUUUGAAGUGCUCGGCCCUGUUUCAUAAAGCUAGUUAGCAAUAACAAGUUCUAAUAAUUGUUACAAGCUACUGAAAAUUGUGGCAUUUGAUUGGCUGAAUUUGUCAUAGCAAUUUAGCUUAUGUUAUUGAUAAAAAGCUGUAUGAAACUGGGCCCAGGUUAUACAAUUGUAAUGUGAAAGGAACUGACCAGGGUAGUGUUUCACAAAGACUAAGAUCGACUUUAAGUUGGACUUAACCAUGGCAGGCUGUUCAUGCCACUGGUUCCUCUCACCAUUAUUAUCUUUUAGAUAAUAUUUUUUCCUUCAAUAAUGAAUUAUAAAAAAAAAAAAUUCUGUAGAUUUGUGAUCAUAAUUUGUACGUCCAUUGAGAGUCCAAUGCCAGAAAACUGUGAGAGAAAACAGUGUCAUGAACUACCAUAGUUAAGUCCAACUUAAAGUCGAUCUUAGUCUUUGUAAAAGACCCCCAGAAGAUUGGGAGGAUUAAUCAUGUAGUAUAUAAGAAUAAUAAUUGUUUUUUUGUUAUUGAAAUUUUGCAAUCAUCUAAAACAUAAAACAGAUCAUGAAUCAAUCUAAUGCUAAAUCUUGUUGAAAAUCAUGUGAAAUGAAAAGCACUGCACACAGAUAUGGUUGUUUGGGACUACAUGCCAAAAUGGUAUCAAAUAAAAAAAAUAGUGCCAAGCAGUAUAGUACCGAUACAUGUAAUACAUAAAGGAUACCACAACAAUUAUGCUUUUUUUUCUUCAGAAUGAUAAUUUAAUCUAUCAACAAACUCGUCAUGAAACAAACAAUGACAACAAUUGCAACAGUCCAUACCUACACUAGUAGCGAUUUCAUCACAGCUCUUUAAAAGCUGUGAAAACAAUCACUGAAGAUAAAGUUGUACUUACAUGUACGUUAUACACCUAGACUUGUGCAUUACAUUAUUUUCUUGCAAGUGCUAUUAAAAAAUGAAUGUGUACUUCUAAAUGUAUUUUUACGGCAGUGGUACAAUGUAAUAAAUGUAGACCAGUACGUGUUACUGUAAAAGCUGUUCUAAAAGUUAAACAGUUGAAGAGAUAUACCAAUGAUCAAUGUCGGAUCUUUCAAUUUACAAAAAAAACAAUUAUAACUGUUUCUAAUAAAGCAUCAUACCAGUUAUGACCCGUCUGACCAAAGGCCUUGCGCUAUUGUCUUAUUCCACAUGUGAUAAAACAAAUCUUGAAGUAUUUUAUUCACCGAUAUAUACUGACAUGCAGUUCAUCGGUUUUGCUCUUUUGGGAAAGCUUUGGAAAGACCUUUAACAAAUGAGAAAAUAUUAGACAAGAGAGGGAGGGAGAGAGAGAGAGAGAGAGA
Messenger RNA from Strongylocentrotus purpuratus (purple sea urchin), 3306 nucleotides. RefSeq names its product tRNA dimethylallyltransferase (gene trit1). Lineage: Eukaryota; Metazoa; Echinodermata; Echinoidea; Camarodonta; Strongylocentrotidae. The coding region runs from base 58 to 1944 and encodes 628 amino acids. The transcript has 9 exons. Gene Ontology annotation, biological process: tRNA modification. The record is from RefSeq and is a predicted model, not a curated record. Gene Ontology annotation, molecular function: tRNA dimethylallyltransferase activity. Gene Ontology annotation, cellular component: mitochondrion.